Messenger RNA from Amphimedon queenslandica, 1806 nucleotides. Its product is annotated as testin-like. Bases 10 to 1671 code for a protein of 553 amino acids. The transcript is spliced from 6 exons. NCBI's taxonomy places the organism in Eukaryota, Metazoa, Porifera, Demospongiae, Haplosclerida, Niphatidae. Gene Ontology annotation, molecular function: zinc ion binding; transcription corepressor activity. The record is from RefSeq and is a predicted model, not a curated record. Gene Ontology annotation, cellular component: nucleus.
GCAAACAAAAUGUCCAAGGACUCGCCAGUGUUAGAAAGAACUCGCUCUUCGUCAUCUUCUUCAUCCCCUGGUCCUGCUAAACCGCAGAGAUUGACUGCUGCUGUUCCUAAGGUUGAAGUUGGUGCUCCUUGCUUAAGAUGUAAGGGAGGAUGUGAGGGAUUACUUUUACAUGUCUGGAGGAAAGUAUGCAUCAAUUGUCAAUGCCCACGUGAAACUCAUCAAGCAACCGUUAGCCCGAGGAGCUCAAGAAUGUCAGACAGGAGGUAUAGUCAAGAUGUUGCAGAUGAAAAGGUCCUCAACAGCUAUUCCUGGUUUCCAAGUGGGAUCAGUGUGGACCUGGUCAAGCGCUACAUGGAAUGCCUGCCAAAAGACCGAGUUCCGUUACGAGGUAGCGAAGGAGAGAAGAAAAGAAACCAGCUGUACCUAGAGCAACUACCACCGCAUGACUUGGACCCUACUUUAUGCCAUGAUAUGAGUGACAUUGAAAAGAAGAGGCUCAUCAAAAUAGCCGAUAAAUGUAAAGCUCGUGCCUGCGGUGUAGGAGGCAUUAACAUAGCAACAGGAAAAAAGGUUUGCACUCAGUGUGAUAAAAGGAUUGAUACUGGAAGUGUGUACAUUGCAGCAGCUCGCUCACCCUCAAAGGCAUGGCACCCAUUAUGCUUCACAUGCACAACAUGCAAUGAAGUGCUAGUUGAUCUGAUCUACUUCCUCAAUGACAAGGAUGACAGCCUUUACUGUGGGAGACAUUAUGCUGAACUUAAAAUACCACGCUGCCAUGGAUGUGAUGAGUUGAUUGUUGCCGAUACUUUUACAAUAGCAGAGGACAAAAAGUGGCACAAAGAGCACUUUUGCUGCCAGCUGUGUGAUACCCCACUCCAGGGUCAAAAGUAUACAGGGAGAAAGGAUGGCUCUUUUGUUUGCCAGACAUGCUAUGAUAAAACAGCUGUUGAUUGUCGUCGCUGCCUUCUUCCCAUUAAGAUAGGACAAUCAAAGAUUACCAAGAAUGGAAUAGAGCUUCAUGAAGACUGCUUCAACUGCAAGAGAUGCAGAGAGAGCCUUUUUGACAGGAAAUAUUACUUUUCUGAAGGCGACUUUCUCUGUGAUGAAUGCUUGCAACCAAUUGCUCAGUGUUCUUCAUGUAAGGAGGGAAUCCUCCUCACAGAGAAGCACAUGAAAUAUGAAGCUCAUGCCUGGCAUGUCAAGUGUUUCAGUUGCUCCUCGUGCAAAAUUAGCCUAAUUGACAAGGGGUUUCAGAAUUAUGCUGGUAGCCUUGUCUGCGGUGAUUGUUUUAAACAAAAGACCAGCAAGAAGUGCAACGUCUGCUACAAGCCAAUCACUGGGAAAGGAGUUCAGUUUAGCUUCAAUGUCUUCCAUCUCGAAUGUUUUAAAUGUGCAGACUGCAAUAAAGCACUAUCAACUGAUGCUGGGAAGAUAUCUGAGAAGCAUGGGAAGUUUUACUGUGAAUCGUGUGUAGUAAAGUUUGCUAAGGUGUGUGGAGCUUGCAAGGAGCCCGUCACAUCUCGCCAUACAAUGUACAAAAAGAAAAUAUACCAUCUCAACUGUUUCAAGUGCACAAACUGUGGCAUUCCAAUUGGGAAGCAGUCAUUCUAUGAGACAAGUCUAAAUGACAUUCUUUGUGAGCCUUGUGCUGGAAAAAAUAGCAGUACAUGAAUACUAUUAAUAAUAAUUUACAAUACUGCUGAAUAAUUACUAUUUUAGUCUAUCUAUCUAAUACAUUUUUAACUUUAAUUUAAUACAUUUGUAUGAUGAAUAUUGAAUAAAAAGAUUUCUUAAGUCAUGUGAUCA